AUGAUUACUGGUCCAAGAGAAGGAGGAGGAGGAGGAGGAGAGCAGCAAUCCGUUGCAGCUGGUCCGAAGGAGACCUCUCCGACCCCUGCAAUAUCCCCAGCCCCACCAGACGAGCUGGCUAGAGAGUAUGGCAUCAACACCGAGGUUCCUGAACCGACGGAUUUUCCGGAUUUGCACGAUGGUGAUGACGACGAUGGAGGUAUUGAGAGUGAUGGCGACUCUGUUUUUGACGAGAACAGCAUCAACUCUGAAACCACAUCACUUAAUUCAUCUGUGAUAAAGUAUAGGGAGGAGAUCGGACGACGAUACCAUGCUUACGGGACCAUGGAGCAUUGGGGUCCAAAUGACGAACAUGCUCAGGAGCAACAAGAUCUGAGCCAUCACUUGUGGACGCUGGUUUUGAAUGGGAAUCUCUAUCUUGCUCCAAUCAGAGAUCCAAAGAGUGUUUUGGAUCUAGGAACCGGUACAGGAAUCUGGGCUAUUGAUAUGGCCGACGCCCAUCCGCAGGCGGUUGUCAAAGGCAUCGACCUGUCACCGAUCCAGCCGUCAUGGAUUCCCCCCAAUCUCAAAUUCGAAAUCGAUGACUACAACCUGGAGUGGCUCGACAAGGGGAAAUAUGACUUAAUCCACGGACGUGAGCUACUCGGGACCGUCCCAAACUGGGUGGAGUUCUAUCGUCAGGUUCUUAGUGGCCUUAAACCAGGCGGCUGGUUCGAACAGGUUGACCCGACCAUCUUCCUCGUCUCAAAUUACGGCACUCUACCCCCUGGCCACGUCUUCCAUCAAUGGAGCGAGCUUAUGGACGAGGGAGGCCGUAAGGCGGGCCUGGAUUUUAAUACCGCUCACCACAUCAAGAGAUGGCUCGAGGAAGUCGGAUUUGUCAACGUCACGGAAGUGAAAAUGCCGAUACCAGUUGGCAGUUGGCCUAAAGAUCCCCGCCAGCGAGAGAUCGGCGCCUUCAACCAGCUCCGGAUCGAGCAGGGCGUGUUGGACUUUUGUGGACGCAGAUUCACCAAUAAUCUUGGAUGGUCACGAGUGCAGCUUGAAGUAUUCUGCGCCGCUAUGAGAGACGCAGUGAGGGAUUCGAAACUCUUGGCUCAUCACUACGCGUAUUUUGUCUAUGGCCAGAAGCCUGGGAAUCUUGGAAAUGAAUGAUGUACAUCAUAUGGAUGGAUAAGCUAUCUUGUUCCAAUACCAGGAAUCCCCCAGUAUUGAAUACAGUAUUCCGUUUGAGGUCCAUGAAAAAAAGAGCUAUACUAGUAAUAAUUUUACAUUUCUGGAAUCUUGCACCUUGAGCAAGCCACCGAGC
Molecule: messenger RNA, 1309 nt
Organism: Penicilliopsis zonata CBS 506.65
Lineage: Eukaryota; Fungi; Ascomycota; Eurotiomycetes; Eurotiales; Aspergillaceae
Exons: 9
Coding region: 1-1155 (384 amino acids)
Molecular function (GO): methyltransferase activity
Source: RefSeq, a predicted model, not a curated record